CCCUCCUGAAUGAGCUUGUGCUUGCACUCUGCAUUUCACGGAGAAGAAACAAAACUCUGAAAUCUGAAAGAACAAACUGCAAAUAUGUCCUGCGCUGCGACGGUCUUAAACUCUCCCAUAUUUUCUCCAAGAGUUUCCUCAAUCCUCUGCAAAUCCUCGGCUUCCUGCUCUUCUCCUAGGGUCCUCCAUGGCCUACCACCAACCCCAUCACGAUCAUCGUCAUCGUCAUCUUCAGCGCCACCACCACCAUCCCCAUCUCCAUCGUCACCCUUUUCGGUCCGCUUUAAUAAACAGAUAAAUGGGACAAGUAGUAGCAAGAAGGAAGCUUUGGGUUCGGUUGGGGGUGCGGUUUCGAAGAGGAAGAGGCCGGCGAUGCUUGAUAUUCCGCUGGUGCCACUGAGUUUCGGCGUUGAUACGCCUAAAGGUGCGGAGAGUGGAGCGGACGUGUUGGACGUUGAAGAUGAUGGGUAUGCGCUUUACUGUAAGAGAGGAAGGAGGAGAAUGAUGGAGGACCGGUACUCGGCUGUCGUUGAUUCUCAUGGAGAUUCUAGACAGGCUUUCUUUGGUGUUUUUGAUGGACACGGGGGUGCAAAGGCUGCUGAAUUUGCGGCCCAGAACAUGGGGAGGUAUAUAAUGAAUCAAUCGAAAAAGAGAUGUGGGGAGGAAAUUGUGGAAGCAGUUAGAGAUGGUUACCUCACCACCGAUGCCGAAUUUUUGAAGAAGCAUUUUGGGGGUGGUACUUGCUGUGCGACUGCAUUGAUACAAGAAGGUGAUCUUGUGGUCUCAAAUGUUGGUGACUGUCGUGCGGUUAUGAGCCGAGGAGGAAUCGCCGAGGCCCUCACAUCUGAUCACCGGCCAUCUAGGGCUGAUGAAAAAGAACGAAUUGAAACCCUGGGUGGCUAUGUGGAUUGUUACCAGGGUUUUUGGAGAGUACAGGGGUCUCUUGCUGUAUCAAGAGGAAUUGGAGAUCGACAUCUUAAACAAUGGAUUACGGCAGAACCAGAGACCAGAGUCAUAAGGAUUGAGCCUGACUGCGAGUUCUUAAUUCUAGCAUCUGAUGGUCUUUGGGACAAGGUUAAUAAUCAAGAGGCAGUAGAUGCGGUUCGCCCUUUGUGCAUGGGAGUAGAGAAGCCGGUGCCGGCUUUUGCUUGUAAAAGGCUCGCUGAGCUAGCAGUAAUAAGAGGCUCCACUGAUGAUAUAAGCGUGAUGAUAAUCCAAUUAGGCCAUUUUGAUUCAUAAUUUAUGUUCAGUAUGGAAGAAGCUCAGAUGAAGAUGGGUGACUUAUAGUUGUUCCUGCAAGUGUUUUUUUGGAGAAACUUGCAGCUUAAGGAAGCUUGUCCUUAAACCUCUGCUAGGAUUGCCGGAGAAAAACAGUAUAGAUCUUAGUAUAUUAUGCCUGCACGGUUGCACCUUUCUCCCAUUUCUUGAAUAGCUUGUCUGCUGGGAUCGCCCCUGCAGUAGAAAUAUAAAACAUAGACAUCUAUUCAAACUGAAUAGAAGCUUAUUUAACUUCAUAUUCUGGUGAAAGUACUACAUAUAGCAUAUUUCUCUCUAUGUAUAACGGCAUAUACAGUAUUAACAUAUUAAUUUUACUUCUCGUUUCAUUAA
Messenger RNA from Alnus glutinosa, 1608 nucleotides. RefSeq names its product probable protein phosphatase 2C 25. Gene Ontology annotation, biological process: protein dephosphorylation. Lineage: Eukaryota; Viridiplantae; Streptophyta; Magnoliopsida; Fagales; Betulaceae. The record is from RefSeq and is a predicted model, not a curated record. The coding region runs from base 85 to 1239 and encodes 384 amino acids. The transcript is spliced from 3 exons. Gene Ontology annotation, molecular function: cation binding; protein serine/threonine phosphatase activity.